GUUAACAUUAACAUCUACUGUCAAUGUCAAAAAAUGAUUGAAAAGGUGAUAUUUGUAGUUUUCCUGUUGAUUCAACUAUGCCCUGCAAACAGGACGGGCUAUUGUGGAGAAGUCGACCUACGCAACGCAAGAGGCAUCAUGGAAAUAGAGUACCAUCCAUCGGUAUCUUCUAUUUAUUGCAACUGGACCAUCCAUUCUGGUCCUGAAACGAUAACUACACUAAAAAUCCUCCACAGCGAGACCACGUGGUGUUACAAACACAACGAAUGCUGUCUUUUCAUCUCAAAUGGCAAAAGAAUGAUCAAGAGGCUUUGCAACGAAAAAAUAGACAAGCCUAAAGCCUUAUCAAUCAAAACCAACAGCCCAAUAUACGUUGUCCUUGAAGCUAAGCACAAUAAUCUAGAGCUCAUUCUCACUUACAUGAUCAGAAACAGCUCGGAAUGUUCUUAUAGUGACUACCAAUGUAACGAUAAAAGCAAAUGUUACAAUGAAAGUGUUAUGUGUACGGAUAGCUUUAUCUGUCAAGAUUAUUCGCAUAAUUUGGGGUGUGGGCCAUGUCAAUUUAACGCUAGUUUGUGCGACACUACAUAUAGGGUUUGCUUCGAUGACACACAAAGAUGUGAUGGAAUGGUACAUUGUCCGAAAGGGGAAGAUGAAGUGAAUUGUACUGAUAAGUGCGUAGGCAGGAUUAUGUGUGCCAACGAUAAUGUCUGCAUCAGCAAAGACCAAGUGUGCGACAGAAGUUUGGAUUGUCCAUCAGGCAUGGAUGAGCAGAACUGUGAUAACAUCAACCCUUCUAAAUCUAUCAUUAUUUUAACAUUAUUCGUAAUGUGCAGCUUGUGUAGCAUUCUAUUCAUUUGCUUAGUCUUCAGAUGGGUCACUUCCAGAAGGGAUAUGAACAGAUUGCUGAAUGAUCUUCCAGAGUUUCCGCUUGCUCCAUUCCAAGGUCCUGGUGAGCAAGAUCAAGACAGUACAAGCAGCGGAGUCUUCGGCGAAUCAGAAUUCCGUCAAGGAGGUGGAAUAUACGAAAGCUAUAUGAUGACUAUCAAGAAACGAAGCAUCUCCAAAUCUGUACAAGCUGGGGCAGGUAUUUACAACCAUAACGAGCUGGACGGUGAGAAUGAGUUGGUUGUUCUAGCGUCACUCAAUGUCCCUUUGGACUCUUGCGUCGGUCUGUCGAUAUCUAAAGACAACGCAUCAGAACUGGCUUCCAAGGGUAGUAUAAAGACCUCGAAAUACCUAGGGAAUUCUGAAGGCAGCACUUCAGAGACUUACUCUGUCUACUCACUGAUAUCCAAAGAAACUAAACCUAACACCUCUAAGAGCUCCUUAAUGACAAGAGACAGUGGCAAGUCAACGAAUGUUUCUUACACUCUAAAAGUACGACCUCCAUCUUCAAGGUCAUCUUCUACGUUGAGUGCUCCAAAAAGGAAAAAGAGUCCAGCUCCAAACCCUAGUAGGUCGACAGAUGUCUUUGAAAGGGCUCAAUCGAUGACUGUUAUUGACCCGAUAAUGAUGGAUUUGAUCAGACAGUUUGAUAGAGACGGUAGUGAAGCAAACAUGCCAAAAUCGGAAGGUAUGGCUUCAGAUGGCCAAUGGAUAGAUGUUGAUGAAGAUGCGGCUAUAAGUAAUAAGCCUAAAGGGAAUAAGGCGAAUGUUAGAAACAGAACAAGGAGUGGGAAGAAGGGCAUUUUGAAAUCCAGGCGUUUGCAGAGUUUUCGCUAAUAGUUUAUUUCUAUGGUUAUUCUAGUUUAAAUAUUUAUACUUAGCUAGACAAAACUGGAUGUAUCAAAGGUACAGGUUCAAAUAAAAAGUUAAAUGAGUGAACUGCCAUUUUCAAAACAGCUAGUAUAUAGGUUGAGUUUGAUUCUUUAAUAAAGC
Molecule: messenger RNA, 1881 nt
Organism: Acanthoscelides obtectus
Lineage: Eukaryota; Metazoa; Arthropoda; Insecta; Coleoptera; Chrysomelidae
Source: the annotation of a GenBank genome assembly